Molecule: messenger RNA, 2703 nt
Organism: Lycium barbarum (goji berry)
Lineage: Eukaryota; Viridiplantae; Streptophyta; Magnoliopsida; Solanales; Solanaceae
Exons: 2
Coding region: 1-2703 (900 amino acids)
Biological process (GO): DNA integration
Molecular function (GO): RNA-DNA hybrid ribonuclease activity; nucleic acid binding
Source: RefSeq, a predicted model, not a curated record
AUGGAUGAUGAUGAUGCAGAGAAGACAUCCUUCAUCACAGAAUGGGGUACAUAUUGUUAUCGAGUCAUGCCGUUUGGGUUGAAGAAUGCUGGGGCAACAUAUAUGAGAGCGAUGACCACCAUAUUUCACGAUAUGAUGCAUAAUGAAAUUGAAGUAUAUGUGGAUGAUGUGAUCAUUAAAUCAAGAAAGCAGUCUGACCAUGUCAAGGAUUUGGUGAAAUUUUUCGAAAGGCUUCGCAGUCGGCGUGGUGUUGAAUUGGAUCCUGCAAAGAUCAAAGCUAUUCAGGAGUUACCACUGCCAAAGAACAAAACCGAGGUAAUGAGCCUACUUGGGAGGUUGAAUUACAUUAGUCGAUUUAUUGCUCAACUCACAACAACUUGCGAGCCCAUUUCUAAGUUGUUAAAGAAGAAUGCUGCGAUUGAAUGGACUGACGAAUGCCAAGAAGCGUUUGACAAAAUCAAGAGGUAUCUGUCGAAUCCACAUGUAUUGGUUCCUCCCGAGCCUGAGAGACCUUUAAUAUUGUACCUAUCAGUUCUGGACAAUUCCUUUGGUUGCGUAUUGGGUCAACAUGAUGUUACAGGCAAGAAGGAACAGGCAAUCUAUUAUCUCAGCAAGAAGUUUACUACUUAUGAGGCUAAGUACACUCAUCUAGAAAGGACGUGUUGCGCUUUGACUUGGGUUGCACAAAAAUUGAAACAUUAUCUUUCGUCCUACACUACUUAUCUUAUCUCCCGCUUGGACCCUUUGAAGUAUAUAUUUCAGAAGCCCAUGCCCACGGGCAGGCUUGCAAAAUGGCAGAUAUUACUCACGGAGUUUGAUAUUUCGUAUGUGACUCGGACCGCGAUGAAAGCCCAAGCCUUGGCAGACCAUCUGGCGGAGAACCCAGUGGAUGAAGAAUAUGAGCCAUUGAAAACGUACUUUACUGAUGAAGAAGUGUCAUGCCUCGAGGAGGUCAUUUUGGAUAACGAUCCGGGUUGGAAGUUGUUUUUUGAUGGGGCUGCUAACAGGAAAGGAGUUGGGGUAGGGGCCGUUCUUAUCUCAGAAUCAGGACAACAUUACCCUGUAACAGCCCAACUUCGAUUUUAUUGUACCAACAACAUGGCGGAGUAUGAAGCUUGCAUUUUGGGUUUAAGGUUAGAUAUCGACAUGGGGAUUCAAGAAUUAUUGGUAUUGGGGGAUUCAGACUUGCUAGUCCACCAAGUUCAAGGAGAGUGGGAAACCCGUGAUUUGAAGCUUAUACCAUAUCACCAGUGUUUGCAGGAUCUUUGCAGACGGUUCAUAACAGUAAAAUUUAAGCACAUUCCUAGGAUUCAUAAUGAGAUUGCUGAUGCUUUGGCCACCUUGUCUUCAAUGCUCCAGCACCUAGACAAGGCUCACAUUGACCCUUUACAUAUACAAACUCACAAUCAACAUGCUUAUUGCAAUACAGUUGAAGAGGAACUUGACGGUGAGCCUUGGUUCCAUGAUAUUAAAGAAUAUAUCGAGUCGGCGAAAUAUCCAGCACAUGCUACUAGUGACCAGAAGAGAGCUAUUCGACGAUUGGCAAGCGGAUUUUUCUUAAGUGGAGGAAUUUUGUAUAAAAAGACUCCAGAUUUAGGACUUUUGAGGUGUGUAGAUGCUAAAGAGGCUGCAACUAUCAUGACUGAGAUACAUUCAGGAGUUUGUGGACCGCACAUGAACGGGUAUGUUUUGGCAAAGAAAAUUCUUCGAGCAGGCUAUUACUGGCUCACCAUGGAGUGGGAUUCCAUUCGUUUCGUUCGUAGGUGUCAUCAGUGCCAGGUACAUGGCGACUUGAUACAUUCUCCUCCUUCAGAAUUACACACAAUGUCUGCUCCAUGGCCUUUCGCAGCUUGGGGGAUGGAUGUGAUCGGGCCAAUUGAGCCGAAAGCGUCCAAUGGGCAUAGGUUCAUUUUGGUGGCAAUCGAUUACUUUACAAAGUGGGUGGAAGCAGUAACUCUCAAGUCGGUGACUAAAAAUGCCGUGGUGGAUUUCGUUCAUUCCAACAUUAUUUGCAGGUUCGGGAUCCCGAGGACAAUGAUUACAGAUAAUGCGGCGAAUCUCAACAGUCAUCUGAUGCGUGAGGUAUGUCAGCAGUUUAAGAUUACACAUCGGAAUUCAACUCCAUAUCGUCCGAAGGCAAAUGGGGCUGUGGAAGCUGCUAAUAAGAACAUUAAAAAAAUACUGCGCAAAAUGGUGCAAUGUUCGAGACAAUGGCAUGCAAAGUUGCCUUUUGCUUUAUUGGGUUGUCGCACAACUGUUCGCACUUCAGUAGGUGCAACUCCUUAUUUGUUGGUAUACGGGACCGAAGCGGUUAUACCUGCAGAAGUUGAAAUCCCGUCCCUUCGAAUCAUUGAGGAAGCUGGAAUUGAUGACAAUGAGUGGGUCAAAACCCGUUUAGAGCAAUUGAGUCUGAUUGACGAAAAGAGAAUAACAUCGGUAUGUCAUGGUCAACUGUAUCAAAAGAGGAUAGCACGAGCACACAACAAAAAGGUGCGCCCCAGACAUUUUGAAGUGGGUCAAUUAGUGUUAAAGCGGAUUCUUCCACAUCAGGCCGAGGCCAAAGGCAAGUUCGCCCCAAAUUGGCAGGGGCCAUUCGUGGUGAAGAAGGUUUUGCCCAAUGGUGCUUUGUAUCUGACAGACAUAGAAGGCACAAUGUCUGAAACUGCCAUCAAUGCAGAUGCAGUGAAAAGAUAUUAUGUAUGA